CACUGUGGUCCGUGAGAACUUCCUGGACGCUCCGAGAACUCCUCAAGGUCUCAACACUCACAUCUGUGUUUGUCUUUCCUUCUUUCUUCUGGUGCUCUCUCCCAAACACUGUCGGGGGACCUUUCUCCUGCCGGGACUCCACACCUCCUCCACUUUCCCUCCUCCUCCUUCUCCUCCUCCUCCUCCUCACUGAGCAGAAGAAACAGGAGGAACUGUCAGCCCUCACUUUGAGCUCUUUUAGUUGUCGCACCUCCUCCACUGCUCCUCUGGGUCUGCAGCAUCUAGUGUGCAGAUCCUGAGGGUUCACUCCGCGUCUCGGUUUUUGGACUUGCAGGAGGAGCGAGGUCAUGCCAGGCCAGAACCUGAAACAGUCCCCGGUGCGGUUCCUGGAGCAGCUGCUUCCUCUGUAGCUGGAUCUACUUUUUAAGGAGGAGGAAAAAUAAUCAGAAGAAGAGUGAGAAGAAGAAUCCUCUCCCCCACAGUCAGUGUUCAACUCCAAACUUAGAUGUUCGAUCAGACCACGACUAUGGGCGAUGGGAGCCACCGCUGUGGACCCAAAAACCCGCUGUGCCCGGACCGCAUGGACAGCAAGGGCCGCACCGAGAUCGGGAGCAGAUCUCCGGUCCAGAGCUCCAACGACACUCCGGGGACAUCCGCGUCCACGCCGACCUCCUCCAGCGAAGACGGACACGACAAACUUCUGGGAGUGGACCCGGACUACUGUCGGAGGAUUUUAGUGAGAGACGCCAAAGGCACCAUCCGGGAGAUCGUCCUGCCCAAAGGCCUGGACCUGGACCGGCCCAAGCGCACUCGCACCUCCUUCACAGCGGAGCAGCUGUACCGUCUGGAGCUGGAGUUCCAGCGGUGCCAGUACGUGGUGGGCCGAGAGCGAACCGAACUGGCCCGGCAGCUCAACCUAUCCGAGACCCAGGUCAAGGUUUGGUUCCAAAACCGCCGAACCAAACAGAAGAAGGACACCACCAAAGACUCGGACAAACGCUCCUCAUCCACAUCCGAGUCUCUGGCCACAUGCAACAUCCUGCGUCUGUUGGAGCAGGGCCGUCUCCUGGCGGGCCCUGUCCCGCCCCCAAACCCUCUCUUGGGGCCCCCUCACCCGGUGAAUGGCUCCCUGCUGGGCAGCCCAGGCGCUGGUUCUGCCACUUCGCCUGGAAUCAGCAGCGGCACGCCUCCAAGUUCUCUACCAGGGGGGACCUUUGGGCUGUCGCUGCCGUCCCUGGGGGGGACCCCGCCCUCUCCACGGCUCGGUGUCCCUCCUCCACACUCCCUCUGCUUUUCCAUGCCUCUGCUAGGGGGCGCUCAUCAUGAACUCACGUCUUCUUACGGCUGCGGCUCCUCAGCUUUUGAGCCUUACAUGCGGUUGGACAGAAAGGAAGCAGAUCUGGGCGGGAAGAAGACAGUUUCUUAAAGAGAAUGCUCCCAUUUAGAGGACACCAGGGGACCAGGACUCUUCUUUGUCGUCUGUUUUUCCCACAGUCUGCCCUGCAGGCUGCCUGUUUGACACUCACGUGGCUGCAGAGAGAGGCUUUGCCCUGGAUAGUUGCUUUGCUUGCUGCAGCAUUUUGUGACCAACCUCUGGCACAAAAUGUAAAAAAUAAAAAAUAAAAAAAACAGAAAAACAACGGACACGAAUGUGACCAAGACUCCUCCAUCUGAAAAAAAGUCAAACUGAAGUAAAAACUUCAAUUUUGAAAAACAAAAAAAACCCACUUUUUUCUCUCAGU
Messenger RNA from Cynoglossus semilaevis (tongue sole), 1742 nucleotides. RefSeq names its product ventral anterior homeobox 2 (gene vax2). Gene Ontology annotation, molecular function: DNA-binding transcription factor activity, RNA polymerase II-specific; RNA polymerase II cis-regulatory region sequence-specific DNA binding. The coding region runs from base 506 to 1426 and encodes 306 amino acids. Gene Ontology annotation, cellular component: nucleus. Gene Ontology annotation, biological process: neuron differentiation; brain development; regulation of transcription by RNA polymerase II. The transcript has 3 exons. Lineage: Eukaryota; Metazoa; Chordata; Actinopteri; Pleuronectiformes; Cynoglossidae. The record is from RefSeq and is a predicted model, not a curated record.